AUGGAGACUGCUGUAUACACCCUUGCUGAACGCUGCCAACGCCUCAUUGCACAGCGCGAGAAUGGCAUGCUUCGACCGCGCAUCUGCAUUGCUUUGGCUGGUAUCCCAGGUGCUGGCAAGACGACACUUGCACACAAGCUUGCAGACUUUAUGAAUGGACUUGAGCCAGAUAAGGGUAUUCGCAGCCAUUACAAGACUGUCGUUGUCGGGAUGGACGGAUUUCAUUUGUACAGGUCACAGCUUGAUGGAGAAGGUACGCGUCGACGCGGUGCAACAUUCACCUUUGAUGCAGCUGGAGUCGUGGAGCUUGCUGAGCAACUCAAAGUCUCUACCUACAGGAAUCUGCCAGACAUCAAGUGUCCGUCGUUCGAUCAUGCAGUCAAGGAUCCAGUACCUGAUGGUAUCAUGAUUGCCAGGCACGCUAAUAUUGUGAUCUUGGAAGGUCUCUACCUGCUACUCAAAGAUGAACCCUGGCAACGCAUUUCUACACUCAUGGACGAAACCUGGCUUGUGCAGUUCGAUGUUGAUACUGCAAGGCAGAGACUAGCAAGUCGGCACGUCGAAGCUGGUAUUUGUUCGACCUUACAAGAAGGACUGGAGCGAGCGGAUGACAAUGAUAUUCCAAAUGGCAUGUAUCUGCUAGAGAACAGCGUGCAGCCAACUGUCUGCAUUGACGCCGAGACGUGGAGUGUUCGUGCUGAAGACGAUGAGACGAUGAGUGAUGUCUGA
Messenger RNA from Protomyces lactucae-debilis, 729 nucleotides. RefSeq names its product P-loop containing nucleoside triphosphate hydrolase protein. Gene Ontology annotation, cellular component: cytoplasm. NCBI's taxonomy places the organism in Eukaryota, Fungi, Ascomycota, Taphrinomycetes, Taphrinales, Protomycetaceae. The coding region runs from base 1 to 729 and encodes 242 amino acids. The transcript is spliced from 2 exons. The record is from RefSeq and is a predicted model, not a curated record. Gene Ontology annotation, molecular function: kinase activity; ATP binding.